This is a messenger RNA of Cooperia oncophora, 150 nucleotides long. NCBI's taxonomy places the organism in Eukaryota, Metazoa, Nematoda, Chromadorea, Rhabditida, Trichostrongylidae. The record is from the annotation of a GenBank genome assembly.
AUGGAGACGUACGACUACGUUAUGAAUCUCAAUACCAAAGUGGUACUUGCUCUUUCAAAAAGUGCUCUUCCCCACCUCAUCGCGUCAAAGGGAGAGAUUGUUAUGGUCAGCAGCAUCGCCGCACUCCCUCUAGCGGUUUGUUACGAUUGA